CGUACAACGUCAUUUCAACAUGGCGGCGUCCGUUGCACACCGCUGGUAUUUUCUUAGUCGCAGUUGGGGAAUAAACCUGCUGACUCCCCGGUUUGUAAAAGUAAAUGUUAGCGAGAGGAAGGACAGAAACAUAACAGUUCUUAGCCACUGCCUCCAUUCAAGUGUUCGCUACAGAAACCGACGGACAGACGGCACACAGGAUGCCCCAAUCCACAUUCCACUAGAGCGCCUGACAGUGUCGUACAGCCGGAGCAGCGGUCCCGGUGGUCAGCAUGUCAACAAAGUGAGCACCAAAGCAGAGGUGCGAUUCCAUGUGCAGACAGCUGACUGGAUCCCACAAGACGUCAGACAAAAAGUCCUUGAAAAGAACAAGACUCGUAUCAACAAGGCAGGGGAGCUGCUGGUGACCUCCGAGCUGAGCAGGAGCCAGCAGAGAAACCUUAGCGACUGUGUUCAGAAGAUCUCUGCCAUCAUAGCCGAGGCCAGUGAGAAGCCAUAUGAGCCCACAGCAGAGGACGUGGCCCUUAGAGCCGGCAGGUUAGAGAAGAGGAACAAGGAGCGGCUAAAACAGAAGAAGAUCCAUUCAGCAACCAAGCAGGGCCGACGAGUGGAUUUUGACUGACAGAUGGACUGUUAUGUUUUGAACUUUCUUGAGUGUAUUGACCAAAAUGUAAUAUAAUUUAUAUGUAUAAAGCUGUUGUACUUUC
Myripristis murdjan (pinecone soldierfish) is the source of this 707-nucleotide messenger RNA. It is a transcript of the gene mrpl58, whose product is annotated as mitochondrial ribosomal protein L58. The record is from RefSeq and is a predicted model, not a curated record. Gene Ontology annotation, molecular function: translation release factor activity, codon nonspecific; peptidyl-tRNA hydrolase activity. Bases 20 to 622 code for a protein of 200 amino acids. Gene Ontology annotation, cellular component: mitochondrial large ribosomal subunit. Gene Ontology annotation, biological process: mitochondrial translational termination. NCBI's taxonomy places the organism in Eukaryota, Metazoa, Chordata, Actinopteri, Holocentriformes, Holocentridae. The transcript is spliced from 6 exons.